Momordica charantia (bitter melon) is the source of this 1133-nucleotide messenger RNA. RefSeq lists its product as uncharacterized. The record is from RefSeq and is a predicted model, not a curated record. NCBI's taxonomy places the organism in Eukaryota, Viridiplantae, Streptophyta, Magnoliopsida, Cucurbitales, Cucurbitaceae.
UUGGACUUCCCCCUCCAAAACUCCCAUGGCUCCAUGAAAAUGCCUUCAUCUUUGCCACUGCUCUCAACAGCGUAGCCAAACCCAUCAGCCAACGAAACCCAGAUUGAUUUUGAAAAUGACAGUUCCUCUUCCUCUGUCCGAAAUCUGAUUCUUGAGGUGACUUUUCUCAAAUCAAACUGUCCAGCAUUUCGUCUAAUACUUGGCGGGCACUCACAUGGCUCAACAGGGGGAGGGGUGGCCUCUCGGUCUACAGCCUCUGAAUGUGAGGGGUAUUGGGGUACCUGGAAACCGGGACUAUUCAGGAUCAGUGUCUUUCAACACUUUGAUGACGGCUUCUCCUAUUUCCUUCUCGGAUUCAUCAUCCGAUUUGGACACUGAGUCGACGGGAUCUUUCUUCCGUGACAAGAGCAUCACACUUGGGAGUCUGAUAGGAGUUUCUAACAUUUUGGAACUCUCAAGAAGAUCACUCAGGGGAAGAAAAACAGAGAACACAGGGGACAAGAGGGGCAACCCCAGGUCUAGACCUUGGUUUUUCUCUUUGUGUUCGAGGGAGAGUACCGAUGCCAACAGCAUCGACGACAAUGGCCCUUCAUUAGGCCACUUCCUGGCAGAAGAAAGACGAGCGGCCGACGAGUAUAGGAGAAACCAGAGUGUAGUCAUGUAUGGAGGAGAUGAUUUAGCAUUAGCUGAGGCUGCCCAAGAACCAAACUCCUUGUUCAUCAAUGGCUGUGUGGCACCUCCUCAAUCAAGCCUUGGUUCAGAAGUUGAAAGAGGGAGAAAUGGAGGAACUGAACCUACAAAUGACAAUGGAGUUGCAGUUCUUUGUGCUUGCAUUUGUGGACACUGAAACUGGGUUUAUUCCUUUUAUGUGUUUCGUGCUAUUGAUUGAAUUUCUUUCUUCUAGAAACAAAUAAAAAAUUCAAAGUCUAAAAUGACCCUUUUUUUCAAUGUGGAAUUUAUUGAGCUUUUUCAUCUGUUUCUCUAUCAUUUUAUCCUUUGGUUAGCUUUUUCCCUUGGGUCUGCUGUCUCACCAUUUGAAGGUUGAAGAUCUUCUUUUGAGUCCUCUUUCUUUGUAUACAUAUCAUUUUUGGGCUGUUGCCAUGUUUGGAGGAUUUUUACAAUCAUGGCUUACA